AUGACUUUUAAGCAGCGAGAGGCUCUUGUGAAUUGGAUUCAGGGUGAAACCAUUGUAAUUCGUCCAGCUGACAAAGGCGGACUAAUUGCUGUUAUGAAUUCAGACUGGUAUUCAAGUAAAAUGGAAGAAAGGUUGCAUGAUGAAAAGUUUUAUAAACAAGUUAGACUUUUUGAAGUAUGUAAAAUUAUUGAAGCAGUAAAGAGUAGUUAUGGACAUGUAGUCCAGGAGGCCACUGAAGAGCCUGGCCCAAUUUCCCAGGAGCACUGCCUGGUUAAGUGGCUUGUUCAGAGUCACACAGCAGGUUCAAGCAGCUUCACUUCUCCUGACCAGGAAAGAAGCAACUUUAAUGAGUCUUACCUGGAGAGGGACCAUUCUGUGCGGUAUCGUGGUAGUACAAUGGCAGGCCGCAGGUUUGAUGACACCCCAGUAUCAGGUGAUGUGGAGGCAGGACCAGGUUUUAAUGAAUCUCAGCCAGAUUAUCACUUGAGUUAUCGCAAUGGAACAACAGAUUUGAGCAGAACUAUGCAGUUUAUAGAUGCUGAAGGUGAAAAUGAAGCCAUUGAUUUCAGUACUUGGGCUGAGGAGCGCCUGGAAGAAGACUCGAGGCCAUUAAAGGAACUGGCUUUAACCAUUGCAGAGAAGCAAAAAAUCCGAAUCCAACGGCAGCAGAAGGUGACAGUGCUUUCUAACUGGGAGAUAUGGAAAGUGAACCAAAGGAAGUCAUGGAAACGAUUCCAGCUGGAAGCCAGGAACAUUUUGUCUCGCUUUGUGCUGUGGAGGGGCACACUCCAUAAAAUAGAAGGUCAUUUUGGAACUGGCAUCCAAUCCUACUUCACAUUUCUGCGCUUUCUUGUGCUGCUUAAUUUGGUCACAUUUUUCCUCAUGGCAAUCUUUGUGCUGAUUCCUAACAUGGUCUUUGACAGUCUCAGAAACCAGACAGAUGUAAGCAGCAUAACAGUUGUAGGAAAUGAAAGCUGCUCGGAGUAUAACCCAACUCCACAGGGGCUUGUAAGCUUCUUUAACUAUCUUAUGGACCUUCUUUCUGGGAUGGGCUUCAUGGAGAUGACAUACCUGUUCUAUGGAUACUACAGAAACUCAGUGGUUGAUUUGGAAUCCUUCGAGUACAACAUUCCACUGGCAUACCUCAUUACAACUGCUUUCUAUUUCCUUUUGUCAGUUUUCUGGAUUGUAAAGAGGUCAGUCUCUGGCUUCAGGCAGAGUCUGGUGUCAGAGGACAGUUCACUAACCAAUUACAGUAACAAGGUGUUUGCAGGCUGGGACUUCUGUAUAACAGAAGAAAAAGCAGUCCCACUUAAACAAAACAUCAUCCGGUAUGAGUUACAGAUGGAGCUUGAAGAAGAGAAAAUGCGCAAACAAAUGGCGGAACGGACAAUUUCCCAGCAAGCAGUGCUCUACAGUAUACGAGUUUUCCUAAAUUUAAUUGUUCUCACUCUCCUGGGAGCAUCUUUCUACUGUAUUUAUCUAUCUACUGAUUACUCCCAGGAAGUUCUUUCUUCGGAUGAUGCAGGUGUGAAAGGAAACUUUUUCCUAGAAUUGUUUGUUGCAUAUCUCCCAUCCGUCACCAUCACUGCUGCCAACUUCAUCAUGCCGACAAUCUUCAACUUCAUAAUCAUGUUGGAACGCUACACACUCACAACGGAAAUCAAACUGACAUUAGUGAGGUCUGUAUUUUUGCGUCUUACCAGCCUUGGAGUUCUUCUUUUCUCUCUGUGGUCCCAGAUCACUUGUGAUGGAAAAAUGGACACAAGCAAUACCGUCAACAAUUCCUGCCGCUGUGGCUAUAACUAUGAACAAUACCAGUGCUGGGAAACUCGAAUUGGACAAGAGAUGUACAAGCUGAUUAUUUUUGAUUUUAUCACCGUACUGUUGGUAACACUACUAGUGGAGUUUCCUCGAAAAAUGCUGGUUCAGCAUUGUCCCUGUAAGCUUCUCCAGUUGUGGGGCCAACAAGAGUUCAUUGUCCCCCAGAAUGUACUGAAUAUCGUUUAUGGACAGACGGUCUGCUGGAUUGGCACUUUCUUUUCACCACUGCUUCCACUCCUGAACACACUGAAAUACUUCAUAAUAUUCUACAUAAAGAAGCUGUCCUUGUUCUCUAACUGUCGCCCUGCCAACCGUACUUUCCGAGCCUCCAGUUCCAACUUCUUCUUCUUACUGGUACUGCUCCUUGGGCUGGCCCUGGCCUGUGUCCCUGUACUGUAUGGCAUUAUCGCAAUUCACCCAUCAGAAGGAUGUGGCCCCUUCCGUGGACAGGAUCGGAUAUGGAUGACACUCCCUAAGGCAGUCAAGAGUCUGCAGAACCCCAUUCCAAGAGAAUUCCUUCUUUUUAUUGGCUCCCAGGCUUUUGCUGUGCCUCUUUUCUUUUUAACAUGUUUGGUUGUGCUUCUCUUGGCUCUGGCUAAGUGUUAA
This is a messenger RNA of Protopterus annectens (West African lungfish), 2430 nucleotides long. It is a transcript of the gene TMC4, whose product is annotated as transmembrane channel like 4. Gene Ontology annotation, molecular function: mechanosensitive monoatomic ion channel activity. The transcript has 16 exons. Lineage: Eukaryota; Metazoa; Chordata; Ceratodontiformes; Protopteridae. The coding region runs from base 1 to 2430 and encodes 809 amino acids. Gene Ontology annotation, cellular component: plasma membrane. The record is from RefSeq and is a predicted model, not a curated record.